Ipomoea nil (Japanese morning glory) is the source of this 2034-nucleotide messenger RNA. RefSeq names its product putative receptor-like protein kinase At4g00960. Gene Ontology annotation, molecular function: ATP binding; protein kinase activity. Bases 1 to 1974 code for a protein of 657 amino acids. The record is from RefSeq and is a predicted model, not a curated record. Lineage: Eukaryota; Viridiplantae; Streptophyta; Magnoliopsida; Solanales; Convolvulaceae. Gene Ontology annotation, biological process: protein phosphorylation. The transcript has 8 exons.
AUGGGUUUCCAGAAAUGGCUGGUUUUCGUAUGUUAUUUUUCUUGUAUCAUCCUGUUAGCAAUAGCACAGCCCGAGCUACUCUACUCCUUAUGCGGGGAAACCGGAAAUUACACACAAAAUAGCAUCUACCAGAGCAACCUUAACACUACGCUUCUUUCGUCCCUAUCGUCUAAACUCAACCAAUAUGGAUUCUCUAAUGCUUCCAUGGGCGAAACUCCCGACAGGGUGAGCGCCGUUGCGCUGUGCAGAGGUGACGUUGAGCCGGACAUAUGUCGUAGUUGCGUUGACAACGCAGGUCGGAAGAUGGUACAAUCGUGUCCCAAUCAGAAGGAGGGAUUCGGAGGGUACGACGAGUGCAUGAUCCAUUACAACAACGUUUCCACCCUGGGUUCCUGGUCAUCAACGUUUCCUGAGAAGUACUUGUGGAAUGUACAGAAUUCCUCGAGCCCAGAAGAGUUCAAUAAAGAUUUACAAAAAUUGCUGGAGAGUCUACGAGACCUUGCUGCAAAUGGUUUCCCAUUACGGAAGUUUGCGGCGGGGAAUACAUCUGGACCGGCCUUCCAGACCAUAUAUGCGGCUGUGCAGUGCUCCCCUGACUUGUCUGUUCAAGGUUGCUCUGAUUGCUUGGUUUCUGCUUUUGCUGAUUUAAAUGGAUGUGGCUCAUGCACUGUCAAGAAAGGGGGGAGAGUUAUAAGGCCUAGCUGCAAUUUUCGCUUUGAGACUGAACGUUUCUUCAAUUAUACUUUGAUUGGAUCUCCACCAUCCCCAGAAAUUUAUUUUACAGGAGAAAAGGACAAUACAGUUCGAACUGUAAUCAUUAUUGUAAUUCCGGUUGUAGCAAUUAUAAUUAUUCUUACUCUAUGCAUUUGGGUAAUUGUCUUGAAGAAAAGGCACAAAAGAAAGCCGGAGGACAUGGAGGUUGUGGAAGAAAUUAGCACCGUGGAUGACAUUAGUACUGUGGAGUCCCUACAAUACAACUUUGGUACUAUAAGAACUGCUACAAACAAUUUCUCCGAUUCUAACAAGCUUGGACAAGGUGGAUUUGGUCCUGUUUACAAAGGAGAACUCCCAAACGGACAAGAAAUAGCAGUAAAAAGACUUUCUGCUAAUUCAGGACAAGGUGAUCUAGAAUUUAAAAAUGAGGUCCUUUUGGUUGCCAAGCUUCAACAUAGAAAUUUGGUUAGGCUGCUUGGGUUUUGCUUGGAAGGGAGAGAAAGGCUUCUUGUAUAUGAAUUUGUUCCAAAUGCUAGCCUUGACCACUCUUUAUUUGACCCUGUUAAAAGAGAAAAUUUGGAUUGGAAGACACGGUAUAAAAUCAUAGGCGGCAUUUCCAAAGGUCUUCUUUAUCUCCAUGAAGACUCUCGCCUUCGUAUUAUUCAUCGUGAUCUCAAAGCAAGUAAUGUUCUACUAGACGCAGAGAUGAACCCAAAGAUCUCAGACUUUGGCAUGGCAAGGUUGUUUGAAUUAGAUGAGAGCGAAGGCAAUACAAGCAGAAUUGUGGGAACUUAUGGAUACAUGGCACCAGAAUAUGUAAUGCACGGUCAAUUUUCAAUUAAAUCAGAUGUUUUCAGUUUUGGGGUGUUAGUCCUGGAAAUUGUAAGUGGGCAAAAGAAUAACUGUUUCAAAAACGGAGAAUCUGUCCAAGACCUUCUGAGCUACGCUUGGACACAGUGGCGGGAAGGGACAACAUUGAAUCUGGUAGAUCCCUUUCUUCGAGGCAAUUCAGGAUCAGUGCGUGAAAUUCUGAGAUGCAUACACAUGGCAUUGCUUUGUGUUCAAGAAAAUGUUGGAGACAGGCCAACAAUGUCUACAAUUCUUCUCAUGCUUAGUGGUUCUUCUCUGAGUCUACCACUGCCAUCUGCCCCGCCAUUCUUCAUGCACAGUACUAUCAGUCCUGAGGCUCCGCUGCUGCUAAAUGAAACUGCUUAUUCAUCGCAGAAUGAUGCCUCCACUAUUGAGUUAUAUCCCAGAUGAAAUCAUCGAUCAUGUCGUCCAUUUUCUCAAGUCUUAUGUUAUGCAUUUUUUGGGUUAGAA